Molecule: messenger RNA, 5831 nt
Organism: Dromaius novaehollandiae (emu)
Lineage: Eukaryota; Metazoa; Chordata; Aves; Casuariiformes; Dromaiidae
Gene: ADAT1
Product: adenosine deaminase tRNA specific 1
Exons: 9
Coding region: 305-1969 (554 amino acids)
Biological process (GO): tRNA processing
Molecular function (GO): tRNA-specific adenosine deaminase activity; RNA binding
Source: RefSeq, a predicted model, not a curated record
GGGGGCGGGCCGCGGCGCUUCCGGCGCGGCCGGACGAGGAGCGCGGCGCCGUCGGCGCGGGGGUAGGGCGGCGGCGGGGCGCCGCGAAGUGCGGAGGGGCGGCCCCGGUGAGGCCGGGCGGCCCGGGCCCCGUCAGAGCGGGGCUGUGGGGGCGGCGGGGCGCCGCGGGACCCUGGGGAGCACAGCGAGCCCGUCUGCUGCCGGCCUGCGCGGCCUCCAGCGUUGUUCCUGUCUCUAGCGAUUUGGGAAAAAACGGAGACGUUUUUCGUUCGUAUGACAGUUCUGAUAAAUAAUCCCGAAAGGGAUGAUGCAAGUGGGCCUUGGACGUUGGGAUCUGGUAGAGGAAUGCGUCAUGCAAAAGAGGGUGGUAGGGUUUGAAGGGACUGGGGAUGUUAAUCCACGUGGUAACAGCAUUCAGUUAUGUUCGGAAACUGCCCUUGCACCGGGAGUGAUGUGGUCAGCUGAUGAAAUUGCUGAGCUGUGUUACGUACAUUAUAGUACCAGACUUCCUAAGCAGGGGAAACCAGAUCCAAACAGGGAAUGGACUUUACUGGCAGCUGUUGUCAAAGUGGAGUCAGCAUCUCAAAGAGAGGUUCAUGCUAGUCCGGGGAACCUGCAGGUAAAGAAGGAAGUUGUUGCUAUGGGGACUGGAACAAAAUGUAUUGGUCAAAACAAAAUGAGAAAAACAGGGGACAUUCUGAAUGACAGUCAUGCUGAAAUUGUGGCCAAGAGGAGCUUCCAGAGGUAUCUUCUCCAUCAGAUGUGGCUGGCAGCUUCCUACCAGCAGUGCAGUAUCUUCAUUCCAGGAACCGAAACUGGAAAAUGGAAACUCAAACCAAAUAUUGUAUUUAUUUUCUUCUGCAGUCAUACCCCAUGUGGAGAUGCUUCUAUUAUUCCAAUGAGUGAACCAGAGAACCAGCCUUCUAAGCCAGUAAUUGGAGAAGAUGCAGAUGGGCCAUCAGCAAAGUGUAGUAGAAACCAUGAUCGUUUGGGUCCAGAAGAUAAAAGGAAAUUAGAGGAAAUGGCAACUAAUCCUAUAAUCAAGCGAAUGAAAACUGUUAAUGAUGAUUGUUUUUCUGUGGUCACCGAAGACCUAGCUGCUCAGCAAGUAUCUGGGAAACAAGCAAGCUUAGAAAACAAUGCAGAUCCAAAGAGCUUUGAAUAUUCUGCAGAGAUGCAAAGAGCCAAUAAGGAUGCUGGCCUAGGCAGAGCCAAGGUGGUUGAUGUUUAUAGAACUGGAGCAAAGUGUGUACCUGGAGAGUUAGGUGACGCCCAGAAACCUGGGAUAGAGUAUCACUGUGUGGGAUUAUUACGAGUGAAGCCAGGUCGUGGGGACAGAACAUGCUCCAUGUCCUGCAGCGAUAAACUAGCUCGCUGGAAUGUACUAGGGUGUCAAGGAGCUCUUCUGAUGCAUUUCUUGCAGUAUCCAGUGUAUCUGUCAGCAAUUGUAGUGGGGAAGUGUCCAUAUAGCCAAGAAGCUAUGCAAAGAGCAAUUAUUGAAAGGUGUCAGCAGAUCUCAUUUUUACCAGAUGGUUUUCUCACUCAGGAGGUUAAACUGCUGCAGUCAAAUCUUCAGUUUGAACAUAGCCGUCAGGCAAUCCAGGAAGUUCAGACUAACAGCAAAACAAAACUUGUUCCCUGUGGUGCAGCUAUCAGUUGGAGUGCAGUCCCUGAGCAACCUCUGGAUGUCACCUCAAACGGCUUCCGGCAGGGAACAACGAAGAAAGGGAUCGGCAGCCAUCAGAGCAGAUCCAAGAUCUGUAAAGUAGAACUCUUCCAUACAUUCCAAAAGCUGGUGAGAAGUAUUUCUCAAGAGAAUCUACCAGACACUCUCAGGAUGAAGACUCUAGAAACCUAUUGCGACUACAAGGAAGCUGCAUUAAAUUAUCAAGAAGCCUGGGAAGUGCUGCGUAGCCAAGCCUUGCAGGGUUGGGUCAAGAAUGCCAAGGAAUACCUGCACUUCACGUGAAAAUAUAUGUGGCUGGAUAAAUCCAGCAGUAAGCCCUGGUGUGCAGCAGAUACCUCUGCAGUUCAAGAGCCAGGAAAAGAUGUGCUCUAGUUUCUCUGCCUUACGGAGAUAGGAGUGAAAAGGAGAGCAGUUUAAAACAGCCCUUAUUUUGGUUGAGUUGAAGCCCCGUUUUUUGUGAGAUCUAAGAAAGAAUCAUUGCAGACUUAAAAUUCUGAACUGCACAAAGCAAUGUGUCACCAGUAGAAAGGAAGGAGUGGUGUGCUGUCCUCUCUUAUCUGAGAAUAUGGUCUGUCACCUAUAGUUCACUGGAAUGGGAGUAAUGUCAGCUGAAAUUGCUGUGGAAGAAAGUCUGUCACCGCAAAACUCUAGUGCUGUUUUUUCUCCCCCUCUUCAUAACUUUAUGGUUGGUUUUGUGUUGCUCGGACAACCCUAAUGUAUAGUAAGUUGUACUUCUAUAACUCUUGGCUCUCUGGUGCCUGGAAAAAUGUUCUGUUCCUCCUAGUCCCAUUGCCCCAACUGGAAAUAUUGGUUCUGUUCAGAGAUAUUUUUUCUUUUUCAUGUAAAUGUUUAUUUCUAAAAGUAGCCAACGAGAAGCAAGAUAGUGAUGGGAAGAAGACUGUGUCAAACAAUACAGCUUAUAGCACGCGCGGCAUCUUUCUUCUUUUCAGGACUUUGCCAGAUACCCCUUUAACUGCUGUUGCUUCUGUGGAUGUGAAAGAAACCUCCUGAAUUAUUUGGUUCAGUCCUAUAAAAUUGCAGGCAAAUGUUUACCUACUUUUCAGUGUUUCAAGUAUGAGUUUUUCCCAGUGAUAAAUGGUUAAUGAAAAGCAGAGAUGUCUUAGCCAUUUACCUCACUGUUUCCUGGCAAGUGUUCAUUAAUAGCCUGGCAAAGGUGGAGAUGCUUUGGGGGGACUGGAAAUAGUCUUUGGCGAUCUUUGCCUUUAUGCUUUAUUGCAAAAUAACAUCUGCAUGGCAAAACAGUCCAGAACUGCUAGCUGUUGGGAAGCAGCGUGUGAUCCUCCUUACGCUUCCCAUGCCAAUUACUGCCUUCCGAGAGCAAUUUCAGGACCAUAUAGUUGCUAGUGAGUACGUUCCCUUUUUGUACUUGUGCUACUGUAACGCAGUAUUCACAAAAUACUUGGGCAAAGCAAUGGGAGGAUGAAAGAAGUGAUAACUUGGAAUUUAAGAAUUCUUUAGUAAUCUGAGUUUUCUGUUCUUUGCUAUUUUACUGCUGUUUUGGUUUUGAAAACUGGGCAUGGCAGUUCUCAUAACAACCUUUACAGUGCAUAUACUGAGCUGCGUAUGGGACUGGACAGGUGGUAGGAGAUAUCAGAUUGCAGUCUGAGAAUUGGUUACCACAAAUCCUUUUGCUUCACACUUGGGUUGACUUUUCAAAUAAGAGGAGAUAAGGUUGAAGGAAUAACAAAGAACUUCAAUUCUCUGUGUGUAAGCCUAUCCACUCAAAUCCAGCAUUGACAUCCAGAAAGGCGAGUUAACUUGGGGAAGGAACAGACAUUCCAUGUCUGUGUAUGUGGAAGGCAGGGGAAUAUGGAGAAUGGUGACUUGCCUGAGUCAUCAUAAGCUGGAAGUCAAGCCAGAUGCCAUUGCAGAUGGGUUACUAGGUGAACUGCAGAAAAGCAACUGACAGAAAUGGUAGCAGUUUUCAGAACUGAAGAAAUAGUUCUCCAAGGGCAGAGUCUUGUUGUAGCAUAGUUAUAGAGCUAACCAGUAAAUUUCCAGGCUCCUGAAAUCUUGCAGAAACCAUACCUGUUAGUUUCCCUCUGUUAAUCAUCAACAAGGUCUGUAGUGAACUUGCAGACCAGACUGAAUUGUUCCCAUUUCCUAUCCAGCUGCAAUAUUAAAAUGGGUUACUACAUAAGGCUAGUUGUUCUGUAGUCUUGGCAUCAGACUAGUUUUCAGAUGAGCGGUUAGAUGAUGUUAAUUCUUUUAACUCUUUCCUAACAUUUGAACCUGGCUAUUAAGAGGAAUCGUUCUUGGUAAGAUUUUCCAGUGCAUUUGUAAAAUACUUGUUAACUGUAGACUGCUGCUUUCUGCUACUUGUCAGAUUUAAAAGCAGCUUUAGAGGUGCUAAAUGCUAAUACUAAGCUCACUCGUCGGGUGGAGUUGAGGGCAUGUUUGAGCCUAGAGUCAGUCACUAAAUACACAAAGAGAGGGAAGGAGUUAAAGCAGCAUUUGAAAGACUCAUUCACUAAGCUUGCAGGAUCUUACUUGAUGGCAUUUCCGAGAUUGAAAAUAGCAGUGUUUAAAUGCUACAUCUGAUUAAUUCCAAAGUGUCAGGAAAUGCUGUAGCCAGUACUGAGAAACAGCUCUGAAAAUCAGAACAGAAAAAUUCAGAGGUAACCUCUGCUUUUAGAAGAGGUAGCAAACUAAACUUCUGUCGUUGUCUGUAGAUCUUAGGAAGAAUUGCUCCUGGAAGGCAGCACUUGAUGUGUUCCAAGCUCGUAUGGCUUUGCUUUUCCAUCCUGCAAUAACUCACGUACUGAAAAGCAGAGAUGGAUAAGGUGUGGGGAGGACAUUAGAAUGCAGAGACCCUGCCACAGGAGAGCAGGUUGGGGAGUGCAGUGCCCACAGUUUAUGGUUCAUGGGGACAACCAAAUAGCUGUCACUGGGAACAGCAAAACAGAUGAGGACACAAGGAUUCCCCAGGCAUGUGUGAAUUGCUCUAUAGAGUGUAUUUGUGUUACCCAGCUAGGUCUUUGACUUUCCCAAACUAGUAUGGGCACCAAUGGUCCCUAUUUGCCAGAACAAAGAAAACUAAUCCUUUAUUUGAAUGGGAUGCCUUGAACAGCCUCACUGCCAGAGAAACCGUUCCAUUCUCAAUCAUAGUAAGAAGGCAGGGCAGACAGACUUCUUGUCUUUAAGGAAGUCAGAACCGGAGCAUAGGAAAAAACAGUUUUGUCCAGGUCCAGAAGCAAAUGAUCAACGGUUUGAGUUUGAGAGUGCAGUUUCAUGAGACAACGUGCUGGCACCCCACUGCCUCUGAAGAAGCAAGGUUCUGAUCUUAGCAUCGUGCUUCUACUCCCCAUCUCAUGCUGGCUGGAGUGUUUAUUGAUCUCAAGAGAUUCAAAGUAAUUUGAAGAUAAUUCAGAUGACUGCUCCUUGCAGAAAACCAAACUAUUGCCCCAAAACAAGAUAGCUUUUCACUAGGAGUUAAAUCGGCAAUCAGCCCAGUAAGCACUAGAGCAACAGAGGCGCCAGGACUGCAUUGCCGAGAGCAGAAAGGGGAGGAGUCAGGCUUCCUUUUUGCAGUGACAAACUAUCAGAGAGUUAUGAAACUACACCUGGAGGAAAUGCUUGAGGUAUAAGCAUGAAAAUGAAGAGCCAGUUACUUCUGGGAAGCUGCUGUUGGCAUGGAAGAAAGAAAGGUGUUACAGUAACACUGGGAACCACAUGCAGUUGAAAUGCCUAACAGUUCUUCCCCUCAAAGUGUAACCAUCCUGAGCAUCUGAAUAUAAGGGGGUUGUGGCAGCAGUGCUACAGGCAGAAUCAAGACGGUUUUUGAGGAAAGACAGUCUAAAUUCAGUUAGUACUUGCUUAUUUAUGCAGGAGAUGGUAUUUCAGGUUAGCUUCAAAGUAGGGGAUGUAGAAGCAUUAGUGUAGGAAUGGUUUUGUAUUUACUCCCUAUCUUUGUUCAGCGUUUAAACUGAAAUGCCUUCCCAGUCUCAAAGAGUUAACAGAAAAUAAAGAUGUGAUCAUAUGGAUGCCAGAUGAGCUAGACAGGUUGCUUCUAAUCAUUUUAUAAGACUGACUGUGCAGAAGGGGGCUGUUCAAAUGAAAAUCUCUUGAUCUGUUUUGUUUGUAGUUGUAGAUGCAAAAUAAAGUUACUGCUGUAGAAUCUUUA